AUGGCCUCUGUGAACAGCUUCCCCACGAUCAAGGCCGUCAAGACCUUCGUCGUCCAGGGCGUUGGCUCUGGUGGUGACUAUCACAAUGUCAAAGGCGGCCAUUGGCUGAUCGACUCCAAGAUUGCGACUCCCAUGUCUGGAUACGACAAGUACCGCAAGUCGCGAACCUCGUUUGGCAUCAAUGUCCUUGGCUCCUUCUGCGUUGAGAUCGAGUCUACAGAUGGCAAGAAGGGUUUCGCUACAGGUUUUGGUGGUCCACCAGCAUGCUGGCUUGUUGCUGAGCACUUUAACAGAUUCCUGAUUGGCGCUGAUCCUCGUGAUACGAACCUACUCUUCGAUCAAAUGUACCGAGCAUCCAUGUUCUACGGACGAAAGGGUCUUCCAUUGGCUGUCAUCUCUGUUAUCGAUCUGGCUGUCUGGGAUCUGCUGGGCAAGAUCAGAAACGAACCCGUAUACAAGAUGAUUGGAGGUGCAACAAGAGACAGACUCAACUUCUACUGCACCGGUCCCGCACCGUCUGCUGCUAAGAGAAUGGGCUUCUUCGGCGGCAAGGUCGCCCUUCCAUACAGCGCCGCCGAGGGCUUCGAGGGCAUGAGAAAGAACAUUGAAUACUUGACCGAGAUGCGCGAGAGUGUUGGUCCCGACUUCCCGCUCAUGGUUGAUUGCUGGAUGAGUCUGACGGUACCCUAUACCAUUGAAAUCGCUGAGAAGUGCAAGCACCUUAAUAUCAACUGGUGGGAAGAGACUCUUUCUCCCGACGACUUCGACGGCCACGCUCUUCUGAAGCGUGCUCACCCUACAAUCAAGUUUACCACUGGUGAGCACGAAUACACCAGAUACGGUUUCCGCAAGCUCAUCGAGGGUCGCAACCUCGACAUCCUUCAACCUGAUGUCAUGUGGCUAGGUGGUUUGACCGAGCUGCUCAAGGUGUCGGCUCAGGCCGCUGCAUAUGAUAUUCCUGUGGUCCCUCACGCAAGUGGUCCUUACAGCUACCACUUCGUUGUCUCACAGACAAACUCACCAUUCCAAGAGUACCUUGCCAACUCUCCUGAUGGUCAAUCGGUUCUGCCUGUGUUCGGUAACCUCUUCCUCAACGAACCCAUACCCGAGAAGGGUUACCUUGACGUGUCCGUUCUGGACAAGCCCGGAUUUGGUCUUGAGGUCAAUCCUUCUGCUCCUUUGAUUGAUGCCGCUGGCAUCCUCAACCCUGCCCCUUCAAAGUCAUUGGCCGACCCCACGGCUCCUGAAGGUGUCCAGAACGAGAAGACGGCGUAA
Molecule: messenger RNA, 1275 nt
Organism: Aureobasidium melanogenum CBS 110374
Lineage: Eukaryota; Fungi; Ascomycota; Dothideomycetes; Dothideales; Saccotheciaceae
Product: L-rhamnoate dehydratase-like protein
Exons: 2
Coding region: 1-1275 (424 amino acids)
Biological process (GO): carbohydrate catabolic process
Molecular function (GO): magnesium ion binding; L-rhamnonate dehydratase activity
Source: RefSeq, a predicted model, not a curated record